This is a messenger RNA of Rotaria sordida, 951 nucleotides long. NCBI's taxonomy places the organism in Eukaryota, Metazoa, Rotifera, Eurotatoria, Philodinida, Philodinidae. The record is from the annotation of a GenBank genome assembly.
AUGGCAUCAAUUGAAAUGCUUGUUUGGAUUACCGAACAAAUUAGUAUUGGUGGAUAUUUGAUAUUAUUAAUCAGUGGUAUUAUUGGUUCAUGUGCUAAUAUAUAUAUAUUCUCUCGAAAACGUCUUCAACGAAGUCCAUGUUUUCAUUAUGUUUUUAUUGCAAGUGUAUUUGAUUUUUUUAAUAUAUCAUUUUCAGUAACAACUCGUCUAAUGGCUGAUGGAUUUCAAUUUGAUCCAUUUACAGUAAGUUCUAUUGGAUGUCGAAUACGAACAUAUAUAGCAUUUGUUGUAUCUUUUUGUCCAAUGGGUUGUCGUUGUUUAGCUAUUAUUGAUCGAUAUUUAUGUACAUCACAAUCAAUUUUUUUACGAAAUUUAAGUUCAGUAAAAAUAGCUGAUCGUCUUUUAUUUAUCAAUUGUUCAUUAUGGUUUUUAAUUGGUAUUCCAAUGUUAGUAGUUUUUGAUUCUAUUCAUGUAAAUUCUAAUCAAGUUACAUGUAAUACAUUAAAUAAAGAAUUUACUAAUUAUUUUUCAUUUUUUGUUAAUCCUGUACUAUAUUUUUUCAUGCCAAUAAUUAUUAUAAUUAUAUUUUCUACGUUAACAUAUAGAAAUAUUCGAUUUGUUAAUAGAAUACAUAAUGUUAAAAUGAAACAAUUAGCAUUUAUGAUUAUUAUUGAAACUAGUAUAUUUGUUAUUUCUUCAAUUCCACAUGGAACUCGAUUUAUAUAUAUAUUAUUAACAAAUUCCAUAGAAAAAAAUGUUUAUAGAAAAGCACAAGAAAAUUUAUUUUAUCAAAUAAGUCGAAUAACAUUUUUCUUUAAUUCAGCUUUUGCAUUUUAUAUUUACUUUUUAUUAUCAAGUGAAGUUCGUUCGAUCAUUAAAAGUAUUUUUAUAAAAAGACAUCAUCGAAUAGUUCCAAUUGCUCUUAAUAUGCGACGUCCUAUUAAUUCGUAA